Centropristis striata (black sea bass) is the source of this 3705-nucleotide messenger RNA. RefSeq names its product desumoylating isopeptidase 1a (gene desi1a). The transcript has 6 exons. NCBI's taxonomy places the organism in Eukaryota, Metazoa, Chordata, Actinopteri, Perciformes, Serranidae. The coding region runs from base 86 to 592 and encodes 168 amino acids. The record is from RefSeq and is a predicted model, not a curated record. Gene Ontology annotation, biological process: protein modification by small protein removal. Gene Ontology annotation, molecular function: peptidase activity.
GACCUCCCACUCAGCUGGAACAGUAAAUGUCCGUCGCUUAGCCGACCGAUAGAAAAAUAAAAUAUAUAUUUUAGGGGUUUACAUUAUGGAUAAGAAUGCUACGCGAUACAAUGUACAACUAUAUAUUUAUGAUCUAUCGAGAGGAAUGGCCCGCAGCCUCAGUCCUAUCAUGUUAGGAAAGCAACUAGAUGGGAUAUGGCACACAGCUAUCGUGGCAUACGGUGACGAGUUCUUCUUUGGAGGGGAGGGGAUCUCCAGCUGUUCGCCGGGUGGGACCAUGCUGGGUCCUCCAGACACAGUGGUAGAACUGGGAGAGACUGAAGUAUCUGAGGAGAUCUUCAUGGAUUACCUCUCUUCUCUGGGAGAAAGCACAUACAGAGGUGACAGGUAUCGUCUGUUUGAGCACAAUUGCAACACCUUCACCAACGAGGUGGCUCAGUUCCUGACGGGCAGGUCCAUCCCAUCCUACAUCACUGACCUUCCAUCGGAAGUCCUCUCCACACCGUUCGGCCAGAUACUGCGACCCAUUCUGGACUCUAUCCACAUCGCCCCUCCAGGAGGAAACGUCAUCAACGGCGGCAGGAACAUGUAACCUGAGAGAGCAACACAGUCACCCAGUGUUCACAAGGUCACUUUUAUUGUAGUCAGUCAGUCAAACUCAUUUUCCUACUCUCUUCCUUUCUGUAAAUAAGUUAAACUACUAUUUACGCCAAUUACCAUUUUAGAAGCUAUUACUGAUAACUGACCAGUGAAUCCUUAAAAUUCAUAAUUUACAUAUAAUUUCCUCCUUGGUGGUAGUACAGGAAUAGUACUUAGAGGGAGCUCACAGCCCUCUUCAUGAUAUUUGAGGGUAAAUCUGUCACAGAUUCAAUAUACUUACAAAACACAGAUCGAAUUUGGGGUUUUUGCCAGAUAUCAAGCAGUAACUUUCCAACACUUAAUGCUGACUUUGAUGAAUGUUGCCUUCUUAUAAAUAAUGCUAUGGAAAGUCAGAUGUCCAGUUACGCUUUUUUAGAUGUGAAAUGUAACAAAGUGUGUUUAGAUUUGAGUCACAGCAGGGUCAUUUAGCAUUUACAUUUUGCAAGAAUUUAUACUUUUACUCCACAACAUAGAAAUAUUGCACUUUCUACUCCACUACAUUUAUCUGGUGGCUGUAAUUAAACCACCUACAACAUUAAAAUACCUCUUGCACAUCAGUGCAGCCGGCUUAUUUAGUACUUUAACUUUUGUACGUAGGUACAAAGGUUUUUUUCCAUUUUGGUGUUGCAAUGUUUAUUUAAUAAGUACUUUAUUUCUCCAGUUUAGUUAUUUAAUUAUGAUUUUAUUUCACCUAUGUCAUUAUCACAGACAUAUCAAGUUUCUGCAGUGAGAAUUAUCUGCUGCUGACUACAAUGGAAUUAAUCAGAGUGUUCACUUUUGCAUAGAUAUGUUUAAUAUAUUAAAUUUAAUGGAGGCAGGUUGAAGGAAGAUAAGAAAAAGGUGAUUGGAGAGUCUUUUAAUGUCAAUCAUAUUUUAAAUUUGCACUUCUAUGAUUUAUUUUUUGUUAUUUGGUAGUAAAAUUACCAUCACCAUUGAUCCUUUGAUACCUAUAAUAUUUGUCUUUACUGUUUAUGUUACAUUCAGCUUCACCUGUUCCUGAUUAUUCCAUUUGCCACAUCAUUUGUGAUAUGACAUACAGCAGGUGAUUAAUGCCUAACUCACAGUGAGAUUACAUGAGUAGAGGUGAUAUUUUAAAGCAUGAUGACUGUGUGUCUCUAUAGCAUACGGAAGCCCUGAGAGGCAAGUGGAAAAAAAAAUCUGGUCAUCUGGUGUGUUUUAAAAGUCUGAUUUAAAUGCCUUUCUCCCCUGUGUUUAUGGUUUAAGAACAGGUGAAAAAAACAGGCAGGGUAAUUAAUUUUUUUAGCUGUACUUAAUUUUUUUUUGUCCAGACCGUUUUGUUUGUUGUUGUAAUACUCAUUUUGGCCACAAGAGGCCGAAACUACCCCAUGCUAUAAACAGGACGAAGAGCAUUUAUGUUUCAUGUGUCCUCUUGUGGCUAAAAUUAGUAUUACAACAACAAACACUAAGAAACACGACCCUGACGGAAAAAAAAAUCAUCUGCCAAAGCUUUUUAAAAACUUUUUUUUAAUCUGUUUUUAUUCGUAGAAAAAAAGUAACCUUCAUCCUGGCAAAACUUUUAUUUCCACCUGUUUUACAGAUAAAAAUAAACCAAUAUGGAACUUCAACAUCAACACAGGAGAGAAAAAAAAUUCAGCACAGAUCAGAAUUUAUUUUUUCACAUUUACCUUUCAGGACUUCCGUAAUAGCAGGAUUGGGAUCAGUUCAUUGUAAAUUCAGUUAUUCCUCUGUGUAUGAAAGAAAACCUGGUUGACAUUUGUAAAUGGCAGAGUUGAUUACAACAGUGUACAUUCUCCAGACAAUCCUGAUUUAAAGUUGUUUUUUUUUAACACUUUUCUUGGUGAGAAAUAACCAACAAUGUAUUCAAAUCUGUUCUCUGAUGUAAUCUAAAAUUGUGAACUGCGCCACAGCCCUGUUACAUGAUGUAAGUUGUGCCUGUUGGCUUGUGUUAGGAGCUCCACAGGGAGAUGCUGAUCAUAGAUACAUUGUAUCGUAGAGUUUUCUUUGUUGCCAUGCAGAUAAUUCUAAACUGCUCAUCCACAGAUUUAAAAAAAAUGAUUUUACCAUACACAGGACAAUGUCCUUUACUGUCAACUUAACCUGCUUGAGUCCUUUAACAGCCACCAGAGUGUGUUGGAUAUACAAUACACCUCUGUGCCUUCAUUUCCCUCUGCUUGGCUACAGUCACACUGUUGGGAGUUGGCAUGGUUAGCAAACAGCACAGAUGGGAACUCCCUGUGCAGUCUGCAUUGAAAUCUGCUAGCAAGUUUACUGUGGGAAGGUCCAGAAAGCUUAAAAAUCGUACAUAAAUGAGGUGAAAGGAGCUAGAAGUAGGAAAGAACCCUAAAAAAUACCGUAGGAAAUGUAAGCAGUUGAAAAUAUCCCAGAUGAAACAAUCUGGAUGAAGUAACACUCACAGCCUAUAAUCUCAGUGCAUUAAACUCUGCACUCUGCCAUAAUAAAGAACACACAGCUGUCUAGUUUCAAGACAAUGCAUAGAUGACAUGUUUUAGGGUCUGAUUUAGACAGUGUUACACACACGAACCAUACUAAACCUCAUGAGCCUGAACGGGACGAAGGAUCAAAGAAGCACAGAAAAACAAAGAACGACUAAACCAGCAUUAACUUUCACCGUGUUCUCCUGCAAUAAACAAACCUAAAACAUAUUUUACCUUCCAAGCAGUCACCAACACUCCAUCAUUUUUCUUGUGCAACUGCACAUUAAUAUUAUCAUGGGCGAGCGUUACUUUCAAACCUGAUAUUUGUCAGUAUCUGGCUCCUUUUAGGUGGAUUCCCCUUUAAGAGGCGAGAAGGCUCAGGUGAAUCUGGGUUCUGUUAUUUUUGCCUUCUGCUAAGUGACAUGCUAACCAGACCACUGAAAUGUAUUACUGCACAAGUCACCCUUUGUUGCUCUGAUACGUGUCGUUGCUGGCUGCUACCUGUAAUGUGAAACUGCAACAGAUAGUGAUGGAUAUUAUUCCCUAUUUAAGUAAUCAAACUAUAGUAGAUAUGUUUCUGCAUAUUGUUUGUAUUGUUUGUGUUAUUGUUUUUUUGUAAAUCUACCUACAUAUAAAGCCAUUGACUGCA